AUGUCUUUGUUUCAGGUCUUGUGCAUGAGAUUGAGAUGUCUUAGUUUGCAAUGUAGCAGGCUUCCAUCGGGAAGCAUGCUGCUCUCAGGGUACAGAUCAAGAUUAAAGACAAAGAAUAUAUCAUCAUCUGGGUCUUGUCAACAAUCUGCUUCCAUGGAUGUUUCUCAAACUUUUCGAGGAAGAAAUGAUAUAGCAUGGGGACAUGUUAAUGAGGGCGUGGAUGAAAAUGGGAAGAAGAUAUUAACAUGUCUUUACUGUGGCAAGAUAAUCAGAGGUGGAGAAAUUUAUCGAGUGAAAUUGCAUCUAGCGGGUGUAAAGGAAGAAGUUGGAAAGUGCCCUAAAGUUCCUUUCGAUGUUAAAUUCAAGAUUGAAGAAGCACUAAAUGAAAUUAAGGCCAAGAAUAAACAAAAAGUUGAACUUCACAAGGAUGUCAAUCCUUAUGGAGCUAGUGUACAACAAUUUGAGGGUGAUAUGUUAGAUGAAGAUCAAGAGUGUGAAGAGGUUUCUCCAUGUCCAGCUCCAGCUCCAACUUCAACUUCAAGCACUAAGAGAAAAAGAUUUAUUGGGAUAGGUGACUAUUUUGCUCCGAGGACUAAGUCUCGGUCUCAGCUCUCAAUUAAAAGUAUUUUAGCCAGAAAAGAAGCUAAAUGGAGGGUGGACAUGGCUGUUGCAAGGUUAUUUUAUGAUUCUUGCAUCCCAACUAAUGUUAUUAAUUCAAUUUAUUUUCAACCUAUGGCGGAUGCUAUAGCUGCAAUUGGUCCUGGGCAUAAAAUCCUAACUUAUCAUAAUUUGCGUGUAAAUUUAUUAAGAGAUGCUAGGAAAGAAGUGCAAUUACUUGUUGAUGGUUACAAGAAAACUUGGGAGGAUAUUGGAUGUACUUUAAUGGCUGAUGGUUGGACAGAUAAUUCACAUAGGUCGCUGAUUAAUUUUCUAGUGUACUGUCCUAAAGGAGUGUGUUUUGUGAAAUCAGUGAAUGCUUCAGAUGUUGUAAAGGAUGAUGCAACAUUGUUUAGCUUGUUUGAGGAAAUAGCUUUAUGGGUUAGACCAAACAAUGUUGUCCAUCUUGUCACUGACAAUGGAGCAAAUUAUAAAGCUGCUGGAAGAAUGUUGUCUGAAAAAUAUAGCAAUAUUACUUGGUCUCCUUGUGCAGCACAUUGCAUUAAUUUGAUGUUGAAAGACAUAGCUGAGACGAUUCAUAUAAUCAACCUUUCGACACGUGCAUCUGAGAUUAGAAAGUUUGUGUAUAAUUAUUCCUUUGUGCUAGCUUUGCUGAGGAAAAAACAGAUUGUAGACUCAGAUGAGAGGCCUUCAAUAGGAUAUGUGUAUGAUGGCAUGUACAGAACAAGGAUGGGGAUCAAGAAGCUGUUUAAGAAUAAGAAAAAUUUGAGUUGUUAUAAGAAAAUUACAUAUGAUCCUAUUGAUUAUGAGAGUAUUGAUAAAACUGAAUGGUGGAUAAUUGAUGAGGAAGAGGAGGUUGGUGAGCUUAAUUAUGAUGAAUUGGAACAAUCAUUAUAUGGAGAAUGA
Molecule: messenger RNA, 1524 nt
Organism: Pistacia vera
Lineage: Eukaryota; Viridiplantae; Streptophyta; Magnoliopsida; Sapindales; Anacardiaceae
Exons: 4
Coding region: 1-1524 (507 amino acids)
Source: RefSeq, a predicted model, not a curated record